AUGUACAGCUUGAUCUCAAACACCCAAGUCCAUUAACUUGUCCCUCUAAUCAAGCGAAGCUUGAUCACAGCUUAGAAUGUAAAAAUGAGCUCGCAGUGCAGGACUUGCAAGAGAAUGAAUCUACUCCAGGUGUUAACUUGGUUGAUAAGCCCAGCACUGAAUCAUACCUUAUGUAUAAAAACAACAUCAUGGAUAACACAGUCAUAGAAAUCGCAAGCUGUGUUGAAGUCUCUAGUUGUAGGACAUCAGACAAUUGUGAUCUAAGUCUUCCCAUGGCAGUAAAGCAAAAGCAGAAUGGGAGAAGUUGCUGUGAAGUCUCUGAAAGAUCUCCAGAACUUGAUAUGGAAACAGAAAAGCAAGACCACAGUGCUCAAUGGGAAUUGUACAAAAGAAUUCAACUUGAUCAACUUUUGCCAAGCAUGUUUCAAAAGCAGGUUUUCUCCUCAAGUACAAACAGCAAUAUGGGCAGACCUGCAGACAACAUUUCCAAGCUAAGAAAUGAAAGCAAAGAUCACAGCAAAGUUGAAACGAACCUAAACAUGAGAUUCUGCAAAGAUAUCCAUCUCAAAGUUACUCUAAAAGCCAGCAAAACAUCUGCUCAUAAUACAGAAGUGCUUUCUCUCUCUGAGCGAUUUUCAAAAAUUAAAGUCCUUCAAAAGAAAUUGAGUGAAAGAAACAAUGAAAUGAUUCAAAGCCCAAUGAUCCAAAUGUGCAGUAGCAAAGGAUACAAAGAAACUGCAACUUGUAAUGUUGAACUACUACAACUACUAGCUCAGAGGUACAGUAAAUCUAAAAUGUAUGUAAAACGGAAGAGCUUGAGCAGAACAGGCAGUAAGAAGGCAUGUCUCAAAAAACAGCACGCAGUUCUAUCACUAGGUCACUCUCUAAAGAGGAGCAUAUAUGUCAAAAAGACAUGCUUUUGGAAAACAAAGAGGAAUCAUAGCAGAACAGUUGUGUCUGCUGAGAGCCCCCAUGAAACAGUAAACAGCAAAGCAACAUCAGACUCUUCAAACAGUCAGUCUGAAAUAGUCCUUACAGAACAUGAAGAUCAAGACCCAGACUCUCUCACAUCUGAUGAUAGACAACCGUCACAUGUUCAGGGUUCUCAGGAGGCUAAUACCACUCUUCCUGGGGACAAACCAAUAGAGGAGCCAAUAAGUCAUACAGAACCACUUUCAGAAGAUAUCUAUAAAAGUGAUUCAGUCUACACUGAGAAGGCAACAAAAGAUUUGACUACAAAUCUAAUCUCAUCAAUGGUGGAUAAAGGAGAACAAGUGAAAACAGCUGAAAACAUCUCCAAUCAAAGCCAAACAUCCUUGACUACAUGCUCUAGAAAAGAACAUAGGAGUAACACAGAAUGCAAAGAGGAGAACAUGUUUCUGAAAUUGACAUCAGAGACUGGACUGAAUCCAUUAAGCAAGGAGCAUUUCACAAUGAAAAUCACAGUAGAUGACAAUGUAGGUGCUUUGAGUAUGCAUGAUUGUGAGGCAUCAGAAACACACAGUGAUGUGCCUGCAAACAACACAAUCAACAGUCAUAAAACUAAACUCCAUACAAACAUGACAGCAGAAGCCAAGGUGAUGGAUGCUAUCAAUGCUAAGGCUGAGACAGACACUAUAAAAUUUAGUGAGCAAAAUGCAAGUAUGAAAAAUACUCUAAAUGUACAGUGUUUUGAAACAACAGAGCACAUGUCAGCAGAUAUCCCAUAUAUGAACCAAUCAUGUUUCAAAAUGUUUACUAGCACAUCUAAUGUCAGCAGUGUUCGGAGUACUGGUUCUGAGGCAUUUGAAGAAACAACACCAGAUUCAAAGCAGUGUGGUCCAAAGGAUUUGAAAUAUGCAUCAAAUAAUGUUAUUGAUCUUACUGUUGAUGAUCCAGCGUUGAGCGUCCAAUGUAAGAUUUCUUCAGAACAGGUGAACACAAAGAAGAGUAGCAACACUAGUUUGCUUGGCUCUACCAAAUCACCAAGUACUCUGGCAAUCAAAGACAACUGUAAUUUAUCAAAGACAGACCAAAACAAAAUUAACGAGGCAAGCUCACCAGAAACUCAGCUCAUUUCUAAACUAAGAGAUUAUUUGUCCAAAUUUGAGUCCACUGUCAAGAAACAAGAAGAGGUGAAUGAAGAUCUUAAAGAAAGACCAGUGGUGUGGAUAACACUUGACAGCACAGCCCAUAAACAGCAGUUGUUUGAAAAAAGCCAGUAUUGUAUGGUAAAUGUUCCCUGCCUGAUGCCUCACAGGGGUGAAGCUGUUAAAAAAGACAAUUCAAGUGAAUACACAGAAGCCCCUAUUCAAGCUAGGAAGGUUGUUCGAAGUGAACAUGCUCAAAAUGGAACUGAUGUUUGCCUACUAGUGCCAGUUGAAUCUAAGAGAGGCAGACGAUCUUCUCAAAUCAAACGAACCAGUAAGCAAAGAUCAAGAAAGACCUCAGUACCUAGUGUCAGUCCUAACAGCACCAGUGCUAUAGACACCGUCAAAGGUAAUAGUCCUCACCCUUUGCCACAGGUGAAUGACCAAAACACUGUUUUUCCAGAAAUCUCCAUCAGUAAUACCCUUAAUGCUCAGUUACAGAUGCAAAGAAAAAACACAACAGGCCAACAAAAUCCCUCAAUGAUUUUUAAUAGUUUAUGUAAACAAAAAAGUCAAAAGAAACCAUCUUUGAAUACCAUAAAAAUCAUUGCUGAUGGCAAUGUGAGCAGUACAUUCGCUGACAAUAAAUACAGCAUAAGUGACAUUUCAAAUACUCUUGAAAUGGCUGAUCAGACAACAUCAUUAACCGAACUAGGAUCUUUGCAUUCUAAAUGCAAAAUCAUGUUGCAGCAUUUUAUCUCAUGUUUUGAACAAGAUCAGAAAGUGCCAUUCAACCAAUAUUUCAUUUCAAGGGGUAUCAUCCUAGAAAAAUACUUGGACCAUCCACCUGCACAAGCAGACUUGAAGUAUGAAGCAGUGAAUUCUUACUUGGAGUUGCAGAUGAUGAUGGAAGCUUGGCAGUUUGUAGAAAACAAAAUCAACUUUCUGAGUGGUAAACCCACGUUUAGGAGUUUGCUAUGGUAUGACCCUUCUCUUUAUGGAGAACUCUACAAAGGGGAGGUUGGCUUUCAGCAGCAGUCAUCAUUGUUUACUUCUUUUCAAAAGAUCUUAGCACAAGAAGGCUGCAGUAAACUGCUGGAAUAUUACAGUGCAGUGUCCUCUGUGCACCAACAGCUCUGUGCAGCCCCUGAUGCAUCUUACUACAUGUAUCUGAAGAGUAAGCGUGAGCUCCUUGAGGCUGAGGCUGCACUCAGAAAUCCCCACAACAUUAAAAGCUUCUUUUUAUCUGUACCAGUGUCUGCAAUGAUCAAUUUAGGAGACAGUUUGGAAAGAUUGGAAAAGAUACACAAAGUGAUAAUGACUUUUGUGGAAACACCUUCGGAUCAGUUGCCAGGGACAUUUGAUGUGGGCAAAGCAGAGCAUCUGUCCAUCACAUUCAGAUAUCUUCAAGAAAAAGCUAUUUUUGUGAAGUCAUGCAAAGAAAUUAUUAGCAAAGUAUCAUGGUUUGGAAUCGAGCACCUUUUUUAUGAUGCCUCUAAGGUUCAUGUAUGGCAAGACAUGAGUCAUGGUGCACCAAGUGAGGUCCUCAAGACAUAUAAUAAUUCAAACCCGCAGAUUAUUUUUGGGGUAACAGAGUCAGGUGUUACUCUCGUAAACAAAGUGGAACAGCCCCCUCCAUCCAUGGAUGGAGCAGAGACCCCAACAAAACAAACAAGUAAUGCUGUUCGGAAACGGAAAGGUUUGCAGUUAUGGACAUCCUCACAACCUAGUGUUGCAAAGAGUGUAAAGGCUGACAAUGAUGUGGCUUAUAAAAUGGCUAAAAGGAGAGUGGAUCCAGGGCAUUGGGGAAUGGUUGAGAGCACUGCUGCAGACUGGAAUGCCUCUCACUUAGUCCCACCUUCACCUUCGACAUCUCAUGCACAAUCUGAAAUAAAUGAUUUUAAUCUGUCUAAUAGACGAGCAACUUUAUCAGAUUCUGAUGAGAUGAGAUAUAUAGCAGACAUACAAAUACCUCAACAGCCUUCAGUCUCGGCUACCCAAGCAACUUUACGAGGAGAUUCUUGUGUUACACAUCUAACAUGUGACAGUGUUAAAUACCAACAAACUAACACUGCACCACAUUCUCCUGUGCUGUCACAAGAUCAAGUAAACCAGUUCAGUUUAGCCAUGACACAACCUUAUAGUUUACCAAAUUGCCAUUUGAAUGAAAAUUUGAUGCCGCGGCCUUUCUUGGAUCAGGCUUUGGCGCAUGUCCCUAUGCCCAGCACGAUUACAGCAAUUCAUUACCCCUACUUUCUUCUAAAUGGACAAACAUACACCACUGGCUCCACUGCAGCCAUUCACCCUGAUACUAGAUAUUAUCCUAACACCAUUUAGUUCUAAUGUACUAUGAGCAACAAAAGUCAGUCAUAUACAUAGGUAAAUUAUAUCAAAGAACAUGUUUGAGGCCAACGUCAGUCCUAAAGAGCCACAAUCCUGUGGAGUUUUGCUCCAACCUUGAUAAAACCUUACCUGCCUGUUGGUUUCUAGUAAACCUUAGAUCUUGAUUAGCUUGUUUUAUUAGGGUUGGGGCUGAACCAAAGCCACUAGAAGGUAAGCCUGCAACCUUUAGCCAAAAAAGUGUAACAGCUAAUGCUAAUUCUUCCAGUUUGCCAGUAUGUGGUAAAGGAGACCAGAGGUCUUUUAUUUUUUAAUGGAUGUCAAUGGAGUAGAGGCUUCACUAUGCUGAAUAAAAAGCUUUUUAGAAGUAACAGCUUAUCCUUUAAGAAAUUGACAUCUUUUAC
This is a messenger RNA of Carassius carassius (crucian carp), 4813 nucleotides long. RefSeq names its product testis-expressed protein 15-like. Bases 171 to 4406 code for a protein of 1411 amino acids. Gene Ontology annotation, biological process: regulation of double-strand break repair via homologous recombination; synaptonemal complex assembly; homologous chromosome pairing at meiosis. The transcript is spliced from 3 exons. Gene Ontology annotation, cellular component: nucleus. NCBI's taxonomy places the organism in Eukaryota, Metazoa, Chordata, Actinopteri, Cypriniformes, Cyprinidae. The record is from RefSeq and is a predicted model, not a curated record.